AUGAUCUUUAUCGAGCCGGAUGUGGACUGCUUCCGGCUGCACCUGCGCGACGUGCACGUGCCAGUACCAGUUCUCGAGCAAGCCCCGGACACCAUCGCGGCUGCAACGGCCUCAGCGCCAACGUCGGCGCGCGCUACUGGGGUGCCUCAGUGCAAGGAGCUAAAUGAUGGCGACCACGACGCGCCUCUGCCACACAAGGGCUUGAAGGUGGCGACAGCGACGGAGACAGCAACUGUCAGGCGUCCUGACUCUGCCGCGCCCUCCGUCUCGCCCUCUACUGAUCCCUCAAAGGUGCUGGCAGCCGAGCGAGAGCACUUGCACCGGUGCGAGAGCGGCAACGACAACGACCGCGGCCUCUUGGAGGAUGAGGCCCCCUCGUGCGCCAAGAUAACCCUCGAGGAACGCGCCGACGCUGUGCAUCGAGCGCUGUUGAGCGCGCUGCACGCCCGCUUCCCCUACGAGGCCGUCGACACGCUCGAGUACGCCUACAUUCUCGUUGUCACGCACCACGUCGCCCCGUUGCUUGCCAGCCAGGCCUUCAACGAGGGUGAAUUGGGUGGUCUCACCUCCUUCAGCGGCCUCCUGCCGGAGGAGCUGCGCUAUCGCACUUUUCCAUCCCACCUCAACGCCGUCCUCGAUCCGGCGUCAGCCUUCGCAGCCGCAACGACCUCCGCGAAGCCGGUGUCGCCAGAGACAACGAGUGGAGUAGCAGCUGACUCCGCCGCCGCGCCAUCGGCGACUCGACCGUCCAUCCGCGUCACGGACGACGAUGCAGCCGCUCGCGCGGCACAGGAGAAAGAGAGCGCCGCUCGCGCCACUGCGCAAGUGCUGCACAACGUCGUCACGACACCUCCCUUCUUCGACUCGAUCUUUCUACUCUCCCGUGCCCUGACCCCAGAACAGCAGGCGCUAUAUUACGAGGUGCAGCUCAGUGGUCGCUGCCCCGUCCGCUGUGAAGCCGUGCACCGAGGCAGCGGCACCAACACGCAGAUGGAGUCCUUCUCUGUCAUCCAGGGCCGCUUCGUCCACUGCGUGCCAGCGGACGGCGGUGGCGGCGGCAGUGUGGGGACAAAAGCCGCGACUGCCACCACUUCGAACAGCGGCCUUCGCCGCGUGGCAGGUGAAAGCCAAGGCUACAGAGUGCCAUCCUCGGAGCCCAACGGCGAUGGGCCUGCAGAAGGGGCAUCGCCGCCAACGACAUUGCCGGCGGCUCGCUCACUCUACUUCUCCGUCUACCGUAUUCCUCUUACCCGCUUUCGCCCUGCCGAGCAGCAGUACUACACGAGCCAACGCGAGGAGCUGCGGUGGCGUCAGCGGCACCGCUGCCGGUCGAGCUAUCGCAAGUUGCAGCGAAACGGGCAGCCUGUCGAGCAGGCGUCCAGUGCUGCAAUACCGUCGUGCGGUUCGUGGCGUCGCCCGCAGAGAGAGAGCGGCAGUGUCGACGCUGCUCGCGACGCAUGCGGCUGCAGUUGCAGCAGCGAGAGUGAGAGCGAGAGCGAGGACGAUGAAGAGGACUGGGAGGGAGAGGUCGAUCGUUCAACGGGGAAGGCAGUUUCUUCGCCAUUCAGCGCCAAGUCACGGCGUACCCGCGACGUGGCCGAUGCGAUCGACAGGCUCCUCUGCAGCGAAGGUCAUGGUGUUCACGACGCGGCGGAACAGACGUCAACGGCGGAGCAGCGCAGCGCAGCUCGCUUCUUCCGAACCUGUCACGAGGUGCUCACAAACUACGCGAUGGCGCAUUCGCCGUAUGCGGCGACGGGCGCAGUGGAAAACGAAGAACCGGCAGCGAGGACGAAAGCGGCAACACACGGCGCGCCCUCCCCGUCGUCGCCCGCCACGACAGCAGCCGUGCUUUCUUCUGAACAUCAGCGGCAGCUGCACCCCCGAAUGCCGUGGUUCCCACGCCGAUUCCCUGGCGUCUCUUACGUUGGUGUCACCCGUCUCCUCUACUCGCUGGCCCCGUGCGACUGCUACCACUUGGUGAUGAAGGACCACAACCCUUUCUACUACGCGAACUCGCGUCGCGCUUCUUACGAGUCGCAGACUGUGCCGCUCUGCCUCGUCUCAGACGCCUCAUCCGAGACCGGUGGCAGCGGAGGCGGCGCGCUGCAGCUGGCACAGCGUAAAUCAAAUUCGUUGCCGCGUGCACGGUCGCCUGAGCCAGGCUUGACAGAGCAGACGUUGUUGCGAGGUCGCACGGUACCGGGCCCCAGGACCGACACGCUGGCCGUCGCCGAUGGUGCUGGUGGCGUGCCAGCUGGCAGUGGCCGGGAGGGCCUGGUGUCUACUCCGUUUCCGUCUCGCGCGCCCUCUCCCGAGCGUGCCAACCAAACGUCUUCCCAGGCCCGGGUAGCGGCCGCAGCGACAAAGCACGCCACGUCGAAUCCCCCGCACUCGUCAGCAUCGCCGCAGUCGCGCGGAAGCCUCGUCUCGGCCACGGACGGGUUCCUCCGUGUGUCGGCGUCUCUCGUCUGCAACAACAUCUCCGGGAACCCACAAGCGAGACAGCAAAGCCUCACGGAGAAGGGGGUCCGCAUCCCCAGCUUUCUCUUACCUGAUAAUGUGCGCACCAGGGGUGGCACUGGCGCGGGCCCGAGCUGUCGAAAUCCGUAUGACGCCGCUUCGGCAGACGGCGGCGCCGCUACCGCCGCCGUGAACCUCUUCAAGGCACUUUCGCAGUCGUCGCUCGCGCAGCACAAGCUGCGGUACGGCUGCAUACGCUCCGUCAUCUCUGUCGCCGUGUUGGACAGCUCGCCGCGGAUGUCAGACGGCAGCCCUGCCGUCUGCAGCGGCGGCGGUGCGAGCUCGGACGGGGCUCGACGGGGCGGUACCCUUGAGGCGACGCAGAUGCAACUCAGCCAGCACUACUGCUGCCGCGGCCUCGUCGACCACACGUGGCUCUCCAUCCCCGUGCAGCGCACGCCAGCGGCGCAGGACGCGAUUCAGUGGAUGCCGGUGAUGCUCGGCUCCACUGACUGCGUGAGCGACGUCGGGUUGCGGACAGCCGUGCAUCUCGGCAUUUUCCCUCGUGCGUCACCGCCGUCGUGCGGUGCGAGUAGCGGCCCUGCCGGUCUCAUGCCUGCAUGCUUGGCCACGCCAGCAGACCAGCUUGACGGAGUUCGGCCAGCCCGUGAAGGUGCGCUGUCGUCGCUGAAGCCGUUUAGGUUCAGGAGGGAGAACCCUACUGCGGCACUGAGGCAGACGGUGAGCAGUGGUGCCGCCGCUGCUGCCGACAACGCCCUCGCAGGUGCCAGAGUUUCAAACGACAAGAAGGGCAUGAGCAAUGCGAUGCCUCCAGUGGCACCACUUCGAGCGCGCCCCGUCAACAGUGCUGACGACAGUGUCACUGCUGCCAUCAGCCUCGGAGCGUUUCCACGAAAGAUUCAGGAGAGCAGUCCAUCGGCGCAGGGCGGAGAAGCGUAUGGAAGAGACGCAGCCUCUGCACCCGCUACUAGGAUCGCCGAGGCGCGGUCGUCCACGUUCGGUGCGGUGGGUCGAUUAGAGCAAGCCCGCACGCCGCUGGCCUCCCUCACCACCCUUCCCAAGACAGGCGAUGUAGCACUUGCUUUCGACUCCACUGGAGGCAGCCAGUCCCACGCGGUGCCGCCGCGCAGUACCACACCGUGGGACCGCCUGUCCUUCACGGCGACGACGACGACGGCCGAGAAUGGCGAGAUGGGCAGCGAACAUGCCCACGUGGACAUCGAUAAUGAAGAGGAGCAAGUGCGUGCCCCUACCCCUCCUGCGACGGCCACGUCGGUGCGGAUCGAGCGUGGUGGUAUCGCACUUACCUUUGACGCGGGGUCAGCGCAGCAACGGAAACCGCCGUCAUCCUCUGCGGCCGGUGGCGCACCAACGGCAUGCCGACGGAGCAGCAACCCGACCACUGUGAGUGCUCGCUGCUCUGCGGGGUUUCCGCGCAACUGCAGCAGGUAUGAGGACGGUGUGAUGAAGGGCACAGACCACAACGAAGAGUCCGUCGUGGUGACUUCGGACUUCUCUGACGGCGACGGCGAUGAUCCUGAGCGUCGCCUGUCGCCGUCCGGCGCCCGUACACCCGCAAGAACACCGCAGGCGUUGGCGCGGACGCCACCGCGAGGCAACAAGAUGGCACGCAUGUUGGCGGCAGCCGAGGAUGCGGACAAGGAACGCCGUCGUGGUGGCGGUUCGAAGGCUAGCGAGCGAGCCAGCGGCGCCAUCACAGCGGUUCUACAAAGCUAUUCCGCCGGAACUCGCGGUUCACCACAGGCGUCAACGAGGAUAAUCAGCUGGGCCGACAAGUCCCUUCCAAACGCAUCGGCAACGAGGACCGGCAACCGCAGCGGCGGAAGCCUACACUUUUCAUCCGUCUUCCACACGGCAGUGGAUGGCACGGCAAUGGCGGACAAGGAGCAGCUCGAUGCGAACCGCAGCGUACGCGGACGUGGCGCAGCGUUGAUGCCGGCAACGUAUGGGGCGGCAGCGGAGCGCCGUGCCGGGGUGUUCGGCACCGGCGGCAGUACUAGCGUCAACAGGAGCAGCGGGCCUCUACCACCCAGCCUCUCGGCCCCCCGCUCCAAUCCCUUUCUUCUCCAGCUUCACAGGACGCCAGCUGCGAACAGCAGCCAACCGUACCUCAUAGAUGCGGGCACACCACCGCGUCCCUCGCCGCUACCACGUUGCUUCGCGGGAUGCACUCCAUUCCAACCUGCCAGCGGACUGCCCCAACACGUACCGCAACACCAGCACCAGACACCAAUCCCGGCCAGUCGCCCCACAAGCGUCAGUGCAACGCCAACGCAGCGCUUCUCUGUUCCCUUCGCGCUGUUUGGCCAGGGCGCGGCGUUGCGCUACCAAACAACGGCACCGACGCUGGAGCAGCAACUGCUGCCGCACACACACCAGCACGGCGCAGGUGUAACCGGCUUCGCCGCCGUCGCCGCCGCACCGCACGCGCGCGUCCCGCCGUCGACUCUGAACCUCUCCGCCUCUGGCGUGUCGCUUAGCAGCAAUAGCGGCUCGGGAAGCAUGUGCCUGCCACUCCGGCAGCACCCAUCAGCGUCGCCGCCGCCGCAGGAGUGCUUCUUUGACGACCCCGCUGCUCUACGUACAACGUGCGAAACGCGGGAACUCCGUCGUGGCACUGCGAGCACCGCUACACCGACGGCCACUAGCGACUGCAGCACCGCUCCGCGCGGUGCGCAGAGUGCGGCCAGCGCACCAUCCUACUUUGCCAUGGCGUGGAACGCGCGGCAGACGGCACAGGGGGCACCACAGCAGAUUGCGCAGCAACAACAGCGCCUCUCAGGCGGCAUCGCGGAGCACCCCUUAUCAUCCGCCUGGCUCUCUCCUCUGCCACGACACGCAACACACGAGCAAGCGCAGGCGCCACAGUCGCGUCCCCGCAUCUCCUUCUACCCUCUGGCGCCGCUGCAGGGUCCGCCAUUUCCGUUCGCCGCUGCGCGGGGCGCGCCGUCGUCGUCGUCGGCGGCGCCGCUGUUGAACCCAAGUGACUACUACACGCCCCCAGCGCGGCAAACCAUCGGCGCUGGUCGCCUCUCGUUGUUCUCGUCUCCUCUGGCACCACGCCGUGGCAGUGGUGGUGGUGGCCCAGCCACCCCGGCAGUCAAUGCGUGUGGUCUAAGUCGUACCCUCUUCAUCGACGAGUACGAUGACGGGGCUACCACAGCCGGCUCAGCGUCACACCUCCGCGACGAUGUUCGGGCGGCAAGCCGUGUGCGGCCGCGUGGCGUCUCGGCGAUGGAUGCCGCGUGGUGGCAGCCCGUUCGCGAGUUAACCUCCGCGCCGAAUCUCCGCCACGGACCUGCAGCGCCGGCAGCGGGUCAUUCGCGCUCCAGCACGAGCGCGCUGCGCUUGUCUGGUGCCGACCAGCCGUACAACCUUCCGCUGGGCUCCACCUCGAACCCUCACGGCCAUCACGGCGACCUUUGGGGUGAUUGCGGUGGAUGUCGCAAAGUCUGCGCCACCGCAGCCGGCGAUGCCGCCUUGCAGCAACCCAGUCGGCACUCCUACUACCACGGGGAAGCCUCAUCGCUAGGCCGUGGAACGGCUACUGCGCCUGUGCGCACCGGCAGGGCCGCCGUGCCGCCGCUGCCGACAUCGCGUCUCAGUGACUUCAAAAUAGAUGCGAGGAACGCCGAAAGUCGAAACGUGGAAGACGCCUACGUUGAGGAGCUCUCGCUCUCUCCCGUGACGCCGCACCGCACGCAGAUGCGGACGCCGUUCGCGGUGCGUCGUGCCCGUCGCGCAGCGGCUACCACAGUCCCCAGUUUUGGACUGCCGUCCCGUCGUCGCCCUCCUCUUGCUCCGCGCAGUGCCGGUCCCGAUACCGCCUGCGACCCCUCGUGUGACUGUGCGGACGGGAAUGAACGGGGCACGUUUCGCUCCCACUACGGUGCCGCCACGCCAUCCUCCACAGCGGCGUGGCGCGAUGGCUUGUCGGUCCGUGAGCGAGUUCAGCUGCGCCGGCGGCAGUUAGACAAGGAGGAGCGACUGGCCAGCUAUCAGGCGCACCUGCAGGAGAACUACCUCUGCGGGUCGAUGCCGAAGCGCUACUGCUUCGAAAGACAGACAGGCGGUGGCGUAGCGCGAGAGAGUGGCGUGACAGGGAGCAGGGAGCAGCAGCAGCAGUCCGCCGCUGGCGGCUACGCAAUGUGGACACCGAGAACGACUGCUGUGCCGCCCGCUGGGGGUGAAACACCAGCGGUGUCGCACGUGGGGAGAAGUGCGCGGAACUUCAGCCUUGGUGUGCACUCCUCCGCGCCCGUGUCGACGGCGACGUCAGCGCCACGCGACGCAAGCUCGCUCCUCCAGAGACCGCCAACGGCGUCUGCCUCGACUGCGUCCGGGGCCAGUGGGACAGAUGUCGAUGCAGCGCGGGUCUGCCAAGCUGAGGCACAUCUUCGUCAGCAGGGCAGCAAGCAGUCACAUAUAGAAGCUCGGCAGCAGAUGGAGGCGCUCGCCGAUGGCGCUGCUGCCGCACGACUUGCGACAGGGGUCAACGUGAGCUUUACGCUGCGCGACGUGGCUACCGUUUUCCUUCGACUGCCAAGCACCUCCCUGCAUGCGUUGCGGACACCCGGGGCGGAGCCGUGGCAUGUCAGCGGUGGUGCUCGCCUCGACGUGAUGGAUGUAUGUGACGCGGUCUGUCGCACCGAGGGUGUGUCGUGCUUUCUCUCCCGAAAGCCCACGCAGUUGCGGGGUGGGUGGGCGAGCUAUCUGGAACGCAUCAACCUCUACCAAGAGCCCUUCUUCCUGCGUGAUCAGGCGUUUGUGCUCCUCCUACCCGUCCCGCACGUGCCAACGCUGAAGGUGUGCGUCGCGAUCCACAACAUCAAUGACCUGCUGGCGCUUGUGUGCCAGACGCCGUUGGUGCGGAUUUUACCGACAGCUGAGGAGACGUGGAUGCGGGAGCGUCAGUACGGAUUCGAAGAUGCAAACGACGAUGCAGAGGGACGACAGGAUGGUGCGGCGAUGGUUGUCGCGGAGCGGCGGUGGGUCUUUGGGCUUUUCACAACUCGACGGCUCGUCCCUGCCGCUGACGCACGUGCGUCACGCAAAGCCCAGCAACAGCUGCCGUCACCCAAGGACGAUGACGUGACACGUCGAGAAAAGUGCCGUCAGCUGCGUCGCGACUAUCAGGUGGAUGGGCUGUGCCUUACGUGGCGCCACCGAGUCCGACUGUGGUACGCGCUGCUGCGGGCAGGGUUGAGCUGCCACGCACUUCCAGCAUGCACGUCGCCACUCUUGGCCGACCCCGUCGCGUGCAAAGCGAGGUGCGCGCUGUUGUGUGACCGCAUCGUCGCCUACGCUGUGGCGCAUCACCGGCUGGAAACACUCAAGGCCAUACGGCAGUCGUACCUCGAGACGCGCGCCGCGGAACUGUCGAAGCAGUGGGUGUUGAAGCUGUGUCAUCGAGCACAUCACGGAACGGCCCGCGGGAUUCAACUUGGUGGGGCGGAUGGCAGCAGCAGCAGCCGUAUGGCGGCAAGACACUUGCGGUGCACUCCGUCGCCGCUGCUGCUCCCGUCCGUGCCCACGCGACCGCAGCGGCGGUUUUUAGGCCUCGGCGAUGAUGGUGUCGAUAGCACGGUGCACCAAGGACUCUAUCCCGUAACGUGGGGCAGGGCUUGUGAUUCAACUCUGAGGACGGGCCUUCAUGACCGCUGCAGCAGCACUGACGAGGCUGCCCGAGACCCGCGAGUGACGCGCGGCGGAGUCGCCUCCGCCCUGGAAACACCGUCGACCGCAUGGGACAGGCCUCUAUUCGUCACUUCGACUUCAGCAGCGCCUCUCCACAGCGGGCACUUCGAGGCCAGCAGGCGGAGGUUUGACGAUCGCGGUGACGAGCGGCAGCAGCGGGCAGGAACACCGAUACCGCCUCGAUCCUCCGCAAUCGGGGGUAUCUCACGCACUCAUCCCACUCUGCGACAGCGCAGCUCCUCGCGCGAUAGGCGGGCAACGCCGCCACCGCUGCGCACGACGCGCUCGAUGCAGCUGCGACUCGCCGCUAACCAACGUGUGGCCGCCGGUGACGCGCCGGUAUCCUCCCUGCGCCACGCCACGCACGCAUCGGUGCUGGGAGAAGGUCGCCUGGCAUUCAACGAUGGCGAGCAAUAUAGCGACGCGUUCGGUCUGCACUCGCGCCGUAGCUUCACACCCCCUCCUCGCCCGCCCCCUAGUCGACCACCCUCACCACAGCAGCAGCUGCAGCCUCGGUGGGACGAUGGCUUCGGCGCUGGCGCCACGUCGACGUGGGCCGCCAACGGUCGCGAUGGGGCGGUCGACGUUGCAUGGCAGCGUGCACACACCUGCAGCAAUGCUGUGGCGACCAGCUGCAGACGCAGCAGCACCCUCGCUAGGCCGGUGGCGGGUGCACCUGGAAUCGCCUCCGUCAACGUCCCCCACGACGUUGAGGCGGGCAGCCACCCAUACGCUGGCGACGGCGCACUUGGGGCGAUGCGUGCCGCUCGAAGCGCGACGGUAGCGGCGGCUCACGAGAGCCACGCGUCGAGUGCUACGUCGCACGGGUUGUUUUCACCCGCUGCAUCCACGGUGGCGCCCUACGCUAGUGGUACGUCUAUUGCCCCGUCAUCGGGCGCACAGGUCACGGCUGCGGCAGGAAACUGCGCACAUCGCGUCAUGCUCUCCUCGACCGCCGCCUCUAGCCUUGCACUCAGCGCGGCCGCGGCAUCCACCGACUUGGACCCUAUCCUGCGUGUAGAUCGUGAUGACGCCUUGGCGAGCGCGCUGGACGGUCUCACCGAGCACCGCGCCGCGAACAUUGCGCCGCCGCUGGUAGCCGUGCUGUCCAUUGUGCCCCUCGCAGCGCAGCCUGUGCGCGGCGCAGGUGCGGGCGUGGUCGAGGACGGUGAUGCCGAAACGGUCAACCCUGCUGACACCGGUGCAGUAUCGCCGUUGUACCCCGGCUUCAUUCGAACCCCGGUGGAGGUGCAGCAGCGCCUUGCUCAGCCGUUCAACCUCUCCAUCGCACAGGUGCAGCAGCUGCUCCAGUGGCAGUGGGAGCAUCACCAGCAUUCCUACACGCUGAUGCCGCUUCCUCUCUUCGCUGGCGCGGCAGCCGGUCCUACGGAGGUGGACUUCUCGCUCAGGUUCUGCUCGUCCCAGGAGAGCGUGGGCUCGAUGAGCCGUGGCGAGCUGGAUGAGCAGGCAUCGGCUGCGUCGCCGUCCUACGCCGUCUCGCCGCUGGCGCGCGAGCUACUGCUACACCUGCUGCGGUGGUCCUGGCUGCUGCCAAUCGACUAUGAGGCGAGCCGGCGCAGCCGACGUCAUCGACUGGCCGCCACCACCAUCAGCGGCCUUCCUUCUCUUCUUCGCCGCCUCACUUCGCCGUCACCGCUCCGUUGUCCCCGAUGGCGCAUGCUGGCGCUCAUCGCGCUCCUUGUUACCGCGUCGGAGCACUCAGCCUGGUGCCUUGGGGCUCUUCUCUGUUGUGGCGUCGGCUACUGCACUUUGAACUGUGUGACAGCUGGCUUGCUGACGCGGCUGCCUUCGCACCGUGGUGCGAGUAGCCGCCGCAGUCGCGGCGGAUAUCGUCCAUGGCGGUGGUGGUGGGGCAGGCGGGGCACUGACGCGGCGGAUGUGUGCUCCCGAGGGCACCGCCGCUCUGCCUCUCGCCUCUUGCGCUGCCCUUCGUCCGCGCUGCAAGACAGCGUCCCACCCAUCGACGACCGUGUGAGCCUUCUCUACUCCCUCGGUGAGUCCGCGACGCAUGAGAUGCUCGAGCGGCGACGGGUGCAUUUUUCAGCGCAGGCGGUGCUCGUGCGCGUGCUGCGCCUGCAGAGCGCGGCUGCUUCGCUCCUGAGUCGGCUACAGCUCUUCUUCUACGGCUACUCCACAGCGUUGUCGCUCUGGGUGGCACUGCUGCUCCUUGCGUACGCCCUCUUGUACGUGGUGUACCUGGAAGCAGUGCUCACGGUGCAGCGAAGCGCAGGCGGUGCGGUGUGGUCAGCAGAGUGUGACGGUUACGCGAACGCCGGGACAGUGUGGGCGUUUUGGCAAGCCACAAGGAGGAUUCCGCAUGUUAUGUGGUGGAACACCAACGCCGCAUCAACGACAUCAUUCGGCCCCCCUCAAUCGGCGGCAUCUGCGCUCGCGGGGGCUACCUGGCGCGAGGUGCUCGAGAGUGCUCGGUAUAUUCUCCUUCAGAGACAGCGGACUGUCGUGGAUGGCGGCGAUGAGCCUGCCGCUGCCGGAGUUGCGAGCGCAUUGGAGACACAACUCUUCGGUGACAGCGAUCCGGCAGUAGAGGCAAUGGAGAGAACCGGCGGUAGUGCGGGGGCAGGGGCGGCACAUGACCGCCAUCGCAGCCCCUCCUAUUUUUACCAGAACGGCAAGUACUUUGCGUACGACGCGAAGCCGCCGGCGUGGGCCAAGUCGGAGACCGGUGCCACACCAGGAGCGCGCUAUGAGCGUGUGUCUGCACAACCGCAGCGACAGGAGCCGUCGCCGUCGGCGCGCGUCGUGCAGUCGCUGAGCGAGUGGUUCAGCCACAUUGUCCAAGGCGGCGGCAGCGAUUGUAAUGAUGGUAGUGGCAACUAUCGGCCGUCCGCGCUUAACCACCACUCCGCCGACCCGAUGGGCUCGAACUCAACAUGCAUGACGGCCAACAGCAGCGCCGGGUAUGUGUGCCCCAACAAAGCGGCAGGCUCCUCAGUAGGGGACCCCAGCGUGCUCUGGUUCCUCGUUGUUGCCUACGUCGUCACGGUCUGUCUGCCGUGGUCGCCGUACCGGUGGUUGUGGCGGCGGGUGUGGAGUGUGCUGACGCACGACGACGCCCUGGCCAGGCGACCUCUCCUCACUGUGUGA
Leishmania mexicana MHOM/GT/2001/U1103 is the source of this 11328-nucleotide messenger RNA. RefSeq lists its product as hypothetical. NCBI's taxonomy places the organism in Eukaryota, Euglenozoa, Kinetoplastea, Trypanosomatida, Trypanosomatidae. The transcript has a single exon. Bases 1 to 11328 code for a protein of 3775 amino acids. The record is from RefSeq and is a predicted model, not a curated record.